AUGCAGAGCGCCACGCGGCUGACGCUGCUGCUGUGCGCGGCGUGGGCGGCCGCGCUGCUGUACGGCGAGAUGGGCGCCUACUGGGCCUCCUACCUCGCAUGCUCGUGGCCCUCGUCGUCGUCCUCCUCCUCGCCGCCGAAUAACCAUGUAAAGGUUGCUGUUGUUGCUGACCCACAGCUUAUGGACAGCACCUCUCUUGGUCUUCCAUCAAGCUCAGUUGCUCUCCAAGCUGCUGAGUUUUACACGGAUUUGAACAUGAGAAGGUCCUUCCAGUCUACCAUACUGCCAUUCAAACCUGAUGUGGUCUUAUUUCUUGGUGAUCACUUUGAUGGAGGCCCUUACAUGUCCGAUGAAGAGUGGCAGGAGUCAUUGUUUCGAUUUAAACAUAUAUUCAGCCUGAAUGAACAAAGAACAAAGCCACAGAUCCCUGUUUACUACCUUUCAGGAAAUCAUGAUAUUGGUUACUCAGCAUUUCAUUCAGUUCAUCCUGAGGUGCUCAGUCGGUAUGAAAAAGAAUUUGGACCAAGAAAUUAUCAAUUUUCUGCUGGGAAGGUGGACUUUGUUGUUGUUGAUGCCCAAACACUUGAUGGUAAUGCAUCAAACCCAAAGGUUCUACUAACGCAUAUUCCACUAUACCGACCUGAUAACUCUCCUUGUGGCCCACAUCGUUCUUCACCUAUUAUAAAUCAGAGGGUAUCUUAUGCUGCCUUAGACCAAGGAAUCGCCUACCAAAAUUAUCUAACUAAAGAGACUUCUGACCUUUUGCUAAGCUUGUUGAAGCCGGUCCUUGUGCUCUCAGGCCAUGAUCAUGACCAAUGCACAGUCGUCCACUCCACUCCUUUUGGGCCAGUUACAGAGUACACGCUGGGGACAAUAAGUUGGCAGCAAGGAAAUCUCUAUCCAUCUUUUAUGCUGCUAUCUGCUGGACCCAAGGUGUCACAAAAUUCAACUGAUCUGGAACAUGAGGUUGUGACAAACCUUUGUUUUCUGCCUAAACAAACCCAUAUUUAUGUCUGGUAUAUCUGCCAGUUUGUAGUGACCAUCCUUCUCCUAGUAUUUUGGCCAACAAAUGGUCUCAGUUCUCUUCCAUACAUGAACACAUUCGUGAGCUUCAUGAGGUCGGUGGGUGCCGAACUGCUUUCAAGAACCAAGGAAAAAGAUGAUGAGGAAGAUGGUGAAUAUGAUAUGAUUUUUGAUGCGGAAGGGUCCAUGCACCUCGUUAAAAAGGUAGUGGCAAAGACCCCAAGUGCUAGCUCAGACUCCAGACCUACAGGGCGUGGAAGUGUUGUUGCAAGGGCAACAGCAGGAAAACACCAAUUGGAGCCUGAUUCCUCAUCUAUUCAUGUCGACAUGGGUUCUGAGAUGACAUCAGAAGAUGGAGGGAAGUUGGCCCGUGGUAGCAAAUCGAGAGUAAGGAAGGUGCUCCAACGGCUGUUCCGUGUCAUUCAGUCGAUUGUUGUCAUUGCUGCUCUGAAUGUCCCCCUGUACAUGAUGCUUCUGUUCAAGGAUUGGAUUGAUCGUUGA
This is a messenger RNA of Miscanthus lutarioriparius, 1524 nucleotides long. The record is from the annotation of a GenBank genome assembly. Lineage: Eukaryota; Viridiplantae; Streptophyta; Magnoliopsida; Poales; Poaceae.